AUGCAAAUUUUCGUUAAAACUCUUACCGGAAAGACGAUCACUCUUGAAGUUGAGUCGUCGGAUACAAUUGAUCAAGUUAAACAGAAGAUUCAGGAUAAGGAAGGAAUCCCCCCAGAUCAGCAACGUUUGAUUUUCGCUGGUAAACAAUUGGAGGACGGUCGUACUUUAUCUGAUUACAAUAUCCAGAAGGAAUCUACCCUCCAUUUAGUUCUUCGUCUUCGCGGUGGUAUGCAAAUCUUUGUAAAGACUCUUACUGGUAAAACUAUUACCCUUGAGGUUGAGUCAUCCGAUACCAUCGACCAAGUGAAGCAGAAAAUUCAAGAUAAAGAAGGAAUUCCUCCAGAUCAGCAACGUUUAAUCUUUGCCGGAAAACAAUUGGAAGAUGGCCGAACCCUCUCAGAUUAUAAUAUCCAAAAGGAAUCAACCCUUCAUUUAGUUCUCCGUUUACGUGGUGGUAUGCAAAUUUUCGUUAAGACCCUCACGGGUAAAACCAUUACACUUGAAGUAGAAUCAUCCGAUACCAUCGAUCAAGUAAAACAAAAGAUUCAAGAUAAAGAAGGAAUUCCUCCGGACCAGCAACGUUUAAUCUUCGCCGGAAAACAAUUGGAAGAUGGCCGUACCCUCUCAGAUUAUAAUAUUCAAAAGGAAUCUACCCUUCAUUUAGUUCUCCGUCUCCGUGGUGGUAUGCAAAUUUUCGUUAAGACCCUCACGGGAAAAACCAUUACACUUGAAGUAGAAUCAUCCGAUACCAUCGAUCAAGUAAAACAAAAGAUUCAGGACAAAGAAGGAAUUCCUCCAGAUCAGCAACGCUUGAUCUUCGCCGGUAAACAGUUAGAAGAUGGUCGUACCCUCUCAGACUAUAACAUCCAAAAGGAAUCUACCCUUCACUUAGUGCUUCGACUUCGUGGUGGUAUGCAGAUCUUUGUCAAAACCCUUACGGGUAAAACCAUUACUUUAGAAGUCGAAUCUUCUGACACCAUCGAUCAGGUUAAACAAAAAAUACAAGAUAAGGAAGGAAUUCCUCCAGAUCAGCAACGUUUAAUUUUUGCAGGAAAACAGUUGGAAGAUGGUCGUACUCUUUCUGAUUAUAAUAUUCAGAAAGAAUCCACUCUCCAUUUGGUACUUCGACUUCGUGGUGGUCAAUAA
Dentiscutata erythropus is the source of this 1146-nucleotide messenger RNA. The record is from the annotation of a GenBank genome assembly. NCBI's taxonomy places the organism in Eukaryota, Fungi, Glomeromycota, Glomeromycetes, Diversisporales, Gigasporaceae.